GACUCCCUGGAGUCCUGGACGCGCGCAUCUCGAAGUUAUCGAGCCCAUCUCAUCCACUGGUUGGCCAGGCGAUCGGAGUAGCCGAACGGGGCGAGCCCCAUCCUCCGCCGUGUCCUGCGGGGACUUUUCUCGGUGUAAGGCAAUUAAAUCGGAGGUUCCGCACGGACGGGUAACAGCGACUUUUCAUUAGACGCAGGGUCCUGGGAGAGAGCACGUCACCCGCAGCAGCGGCAGAGCAUCAUCAGCAGUGAGGGAAAGAAGUUGGUCAAGAAGAGGCGUCGAGGCAGCCCAAGACAUCUGCUGCUGUCGAGUCAAGGAAGAACAUUCAGUCAGACAAGCCUUCUCGUUCAGCAAGCAUCGGUUGGUACCAUUCAUCCAAACAAGGACCAACUUGGGUAGAAUCUCAUCUCCAAACUGACAACCACUCAACUCUUUGGAUAUAGACUGUAGCACGACAACUUCCUUGCACCGCUGACGUGUACUGCUUUGGGGUCUGCUUCCCGACCACCCGUCCUCUUAGACAAACACCACUUCUCCCUACUCGGACCGCGGGAACCCCUGCGGGCCAUAAACCAGCUCCAGCCUUGCGGCCACGGGACCCCGGGAUCAGACGGCGUACGGGAGCCUUCGCCCCAACCCAGCCCAAGCUGGUAUUGACCUGACAGAAGGCAGGCCGUGCCAAGCUCUAUUCAUCAUCGAAGUUUGCAACACUGCUGACUCGGCGGGACAGCUAGACAGCCGUUCACUGCACAGCAAGGGCAAUAAAAUCCUAAGGGUCACAAAUCAACGGCUCUGAGCCCAGAUACGAGACAAAUGAGCUCAUACUUCACACACUCUUUGUCGACGGCCGAUUUCCACCAUGGGUCGGAUUACCCAUCGGCUGCAACGGUACAGGGUUACUCCCGGCAGGCCCCCCACUACCCAGCCAACAGCACGCCGGUUAACUACAGUUACAGCAGCUACGGGGCGUCGCAGUUGGAGGGCAGUUUCUACCACAUGGACCGGACACCGUCCAUGGAGCCCACCGUGCCGCUGACGCACCCGCAGAGUUCGCCCGUGUCCGGCGUGACGGCCACCACCACCUCGGCGGCGUACAACCGCUGCCCGAGCCAGCACGGGACGGGAUCUUCCGGGGCCGCGGCGGCAGCGGCGGCCUGCAUCAAGAUGACCAGUCAGAACCUGAGCGGGGACUGCGCCAAAUCGGCAAUGAAGGCGGCGCAAACAGCUCGGCAACCGGAGCAGAUUUACCCCUGGAUGAGAAGAAUCCAUUCCAACACGGCAGUUAGCCAAACAAAUGGCCUGGAACCCAGCAAGCGGUCACGAACGGCAUACACGCGUUACCAGACCCUGGAGCUGGAGAAGGAAUUCCACUUCAACCGCUACCUGACGCGACGGCGACGCAUCGAGAUCGCCCACGCUCUGGGCCUGACGGAGCGGCAGAUCAAGAUAUGGUUCCAGAACCGCCGCAUGAAGUGGAAGAAGGAGCAUAACGUCAAGAGUAUCUCGCAGUUGAUGAGCCAGGAGGCGGCCGCCGCCGCGGCUGCCGCAGCCGCGGCCGACCACCAGUCCCUGCGCUGACUCGAUCAACCGAAAACUUAACUGCGAAAUCUCUCGGACGCCUGACCCCACAGGAGGUUGUUUACGUUCCUGCGGACCCCCGCCACGAGUGAGACAUUUUGACACGCCGUGAGCGUUCCCUCUAGGCCUUUCCUCCGGGCCGCUGAUGAGGUUGAGACAUCGUACUUUUGUUUACAGCCGUGCAGGCACUGAUAUAAUGAAUUAAAAGCCUGUACGGAAUUGGAGUAAACUGACGGAGGCUUGGACGAUACAGAGACCAAGUGUAUUUUUGUUUAUACAGUGUCAUUCUCCUUCUUGUUUUAUAUCUUCCUCCGAGAAGACAGGCUUGACAUCAGGAUCAGUAAGAGUUAGUUAUUUGGGGGGCUUUUAAUUUGUUUUGUAGCGCUGUGAAUAUAUUGCCAUCAUAUGCUCGAUAUUUAUUAGUAACUAAACGAGUCCAACUUCUCACUGGGCUGCAUUCGGACGUCACAUCCUGCGCAUGUCCUUAUGUCCCCCCUCCAUCUUUGAGACAUCUUGUUGUUUUGUGCAAUACCAUUCGCCAAAGAUUACAGAAAACUGAGCUGACAGUUUCUUUGAAUUGAAACAAAUAUACACCAUUUCGUUACUGACUCACCUUCAUCUGGAAGAUUGUUAUGAUAUUUUGAGGAAUAGCAGAGGAAUUUCGUUUCAUAUCUUAGCCGGAUAAGACCAUAGCACCAGAAAUAUUUUCUGGAUUGGGCGAAGGCUGUAAUCAUGUGGGUCGCAGGGUCCAAGGAGGGCACCUGCCCCAGGAAAACCAGAAGAGUAUUACUGAGGUACAAGAAACAAUGAAAAUGGGGAAGGGGGGAGGGGAGACAGUUGCCUGGUUUCAUUAUAAGGCCUCAGAACUGAUACCCUCUAGCUACUGUGGAGCGCAUUUCGACCAACAGUGGGGGGGGGAUCCUUGCGACACGAAUGACGAUAACAACCGGAUUGCACACUGCGUAAAACAGAGGUGGUAUGCUGUUUCGAUCCAAUUAAUUAAAGUGAAAAUUCUGCUGACUUGCCAAGUGAAGUUCCCCGAAACUGUGGUCGGUUGAUUAUUCUUAGGCAAGAGGUUGGGUGAUGAUUGCCCGUUUAUCGUGUGUAGUUUGUGAAAUUGCACAUUUUUGUUUUUACUUGCUUGCUUGCUUGAUGUGUGUUUGAUUUCUUAGCUACUGCAUUCCAUGAACGAUGAACAAGCUUAUAUCAUGCCAACAACAAACGUUGUGAUUAUUACAUGAAACAUACAACUUCUGAUCAUGCAUAAUGUACUACCUACGAGUACAAGCUAAACGUUUACAUGUCUUGCUAAUUUACUCUAAAUUGCUGGUCGAAAUUAUCAGUUUUGUGUAACAUUUGUAUUAUUUACGGGGUCAUUACCAUGGGAAAAGCAUCCAAAGGGUACUGAUCAAACCUAAUCAUUUAUCACCUCGCUCCAUUAUACGGUUUGAUUAAUUCCACAGAAACUGGCCCAUUGACUAUACCACGACUGGUGGAUCUAACUGACCAUAAUAUCGUAUUGUCAGGUAUUUCCAGUCCAGAUCUUUCUGGAAUAAUGAAGAAAAAUCAUAAAGCUGUCUGCAUUAUGCCACUUAUUAAUUUUUACCAUUUCGGACACGUGGGUACUUAUUAUUAUUUUUAAAAAUCUUAAUGUAUAACAUUGCAUUUGUUGCUUUACUGUAAAGAGAAUGAAAGAAAAAGCAGUGUUAAUAAUCUACCCAUUCAACCGAUAUCAAAUUAAUCCACGUACUGCCUAUAUUGAGUCCAAUUUUAGAACAUUUUAGAAGCAUUUGCUCAGUAUUCUAGGCAUCAAAAUUGGCAGGAAAUUGAAGUGCAUUUGACAUUUUUUUUCGGCGUAAUAGAAGGUGCAAAAACACUCUCUGGGACUAUUCAUGCGUGGCCACGGAGGCCGACAAUAGCCAUGCCACCGCAGCACUCCUACGUGUACUGCAGCCGAAUGUGGUGACUGAACGAACAAUACUGCAGUUGAAAAUCCACCUGUUAUGACGAGUCAAACUAGUCUCUGUUACAUUUCAGGGUGUGCCACGCCUUCGGCUUUAAAACGGGAAAAGUGACAGAGUCCCUGAUAAAGAUUGCCCCUGCCACAAGACACACCAAACAUGACUGUAAAAACUCGAAGGAAAUAAAUGCUUGGACUGGACGUGAUGGCACACAACCUAGACAAAGUAUCCAAUCAAGUUCUAGGGACUAUUACUCGAGAAUUCUAGAUGAGUUUCAAACCGUCUGGUUCUGUUUAUAGCAGGUUGAAUCGAGGAACUAAAGUACCAUGCAACUUCGCGUAUGUACUUGAACGCACGGCCCAAGUCCCAAGUCGGGUCUUGGUGUUUUUUUAAUUGUCCCUCAAAACUGACCUGGGGUUUAUGUCCAGGUUGAAUUUCUUGAUACUCAACUCUUACGCCUUAAGUUCAGGCGGUAUGUCCUAACAUUAAGGGAGUGUCCAUCGAGGCCAUAAAUUGUUGGAAACCAAAUAGUUUGUCAUUUUGCUAACCCUGAGAGAUGCUCGUUCACUAAACGUGUUCGUCUUUAUUUCGGAUAACAUUGUUUUCACGAGGAGGUGAAUCCUUGAUCAAGGCUGAAAUAACGUGUUUGCUCAAUAAUUCAAUCUUGUAAAGUACUGCCUAUAUUCCGUUCUAUUGCAUGGUCAGAUUAUGUGUGUUGAGUAUACUGGGCCAGUUCUGAAGUAUAGAUGGGGGGGGGAUUGGUGACAUUGUCUUUGUGUGCCAGUUAGCCAUCCCCAUCGUGUGUUAAAUGUAAUGCUUAAGGACGGGACAUUUUGAUGUAAAUAUUUGAAAUCACUUUAUAUUACUGUGUAAUGUAAUUUACUUAUAUAGUUUCCAUUAGACUAUUGUCUAUAUAGAGCCAUUUCUUUCAUCUGUACAUCCACUUCAGUAAAAAAUGUGUCAUUAUAAAGCUUUUCAGAUUCUUUCAUUUCUUCUGUCCAUUUUUGCCAUGGUCUUGCGCAUAUUGGUUUUGUUUACACUUGUGUGUUCUUGUCCUUAACCCCCUGCCUCCACUAAGUCUUGGCCAGAAAAACACUGAUUUGUUUGCAGUGUGGAAGGACAAAAAUAAAUCCCUCGAUGGCGUUGAGAAACGAGGCCUGAAUAA
Molecule: messenger RNA, 4704 nt
Organism: Acanthaster planci (crown-of-thorns starfish)
Lineage: Eukaryota; Metazoa; Echinodermata; Asteroidea; Valvatida; Acanthasteridae
Biological process (GO): positive regulation of transcription by RNA polymerase II; anterior/posterior pattern specification
Cellular component (GO): nucleoplasm; nucleus
Molecular function (GO): DNA-binding transcription factor activity, RNA polymerase II-specific; RNA polymerase II cis-regulatory region sequence-specific DNA binding
Source: RefSeq, a predicted model, not a curated record